CAACUACAGUUGGUGCCCAACCGGGCUUUGAAUCAUUCUACGUGGGUGAAACGUCGCAGGAUGCAUGCUUAAAGUUUGCAAUGGAUGUAAAGAGAGAUUGGCACACGGCCAGGAGUUACUGCCAGUCAUUACAGGCUGACCUGGCUAAAUUAGAUGAAGACAAUCUACACUGGUCGGUCAUUAGUUACAUUCGCAGCCAUCCAGAGAUGUUAGACGAAGGAUUCCACAUUGGCUGCACUGACGAGAUUACAGAAGGAACAUGGCUUUGGUGGGACACAAUACCUGUAGAAAUGUUUACUGGUCACUGGUACCCAGGCCAACCUGACGGAGGAUACAAGGAGAACUAUGGCUGUCUUUACUACGAUGAUUUCUUGUAUAGUUCUUGCGUCAACGGCCAGAAACUCUAUACAAUAUGUAUGACUUAAUAUGCUUUACUAAACAGAGAAGUGUCCAGAAUGGGAUAAAACUUAUUGUGGAUUACCCUAAAAUGCCCUUAAAGCUAGUCUUUACACAUCUAUAGCCUUACUCUUCGAACAGCAUUACUUCCAACAUAAGAGUAUUGGGGAUAUUAAGUCGAGUUACUGAAAAUGGACUUGAUAAAAAAAAUCAGUGAUGAGAGUAGAACAUAAUACUUUAUUAAGAAGAAAACACUUUAUUCAUAAAUAUCGAUCAGGAUGUGUUUUAUGUAUAACUUUUUAAAAUUUGAUGGUCUGGAGCGUACCUAAACAUAAAAAGAUGAGUGAAAAUUCAAAUAUAGUCAAUGAGGGAAAAACUUCAAGUGAAAGAAACAUUAGUGGCUUUUUUUCAAGAUAACCAAAUAUGUAUAUUUUCCAUUUUGCCCUUUGGUAUAUGUAAAUAAGUGAAAGUGGUUAAUCCACUAAAAUGAUUAAA
Molecule: messenger RNA, 891 nt
Organism: Macrobrachium nipponense
Lineage: Eukaryota; Metazoa; Arthropoda; Malacostraca; Decapoda; Palaemonidae
Product: hepatic lectin-like
Exons: 3
Coding region: 81-425 (114 amino acids)
Source: RefSeq, a predicted model, not a curated record